Seminavis robusta is the source of this 1592-nucleotide messenger RNA. Lineage: Eukaryota; Bacillariophyta; Bacillariophyceae; Naviculales; Naviculaceae. The record is from the annotation of a GenBank genome assembly.
GUUGCCUCGUCCCUGAAAUCGAUCCAGAACAACCCCGCUGAUCCCACGGAACCUAGCUAGUCCCGAAUUUGGCCUCUCCUUUGCCUACAGUAGUAGUAAACCUGGCCCUUGCUGGCUUCCGUAGAGCUACAACUUCCCUUCCAGAUGCAAUUAGCGUUUGUUUGCAAGGUUGGAAGCCUUACUCCGGAGUACUCUGUACCCCCAAAAAAUCCAGAACCAACACGCACGAGAAAGCAACGCCUGCGAGACAGAAGAGCCUUCUUGCGAUGAGCACGGACACCGCUGGACUGGAUUUUCGCCACUUUGGAGCUCAUUCAAGCUGGAAGUUGACAGCCACACACAAAAUUAAAGACGCAGAAGCUGUCACAAAUCGUCUGAUAGAACACCUGUCAAUGAGAUUGGAGUCGGUAUGAUGCCUAAAGAAACGCAAAGUGCCACAGCGAAGGACAAGGAUGAACACCAUGCCGAAGAGCUGGAUCCACUGAAACUUGUUGAAUUGCGCCUGAGUGCCCAAGCUGCAUCUGAGCACGUUGCCAACAAUGUAAAACAGGAGCUUGAGACAACGUCACACGUAAAGAGACCAGAUCGAAGUCGUGAACACCGUGCAAAUAACACUGCUAAAACGGGUACCUUCAUCAUGACGGACGCAAAAAGUGGAACCAACGAAAGCAGCUUCCAUCUCCUGAAGGUUGUAGAAGCCAGAGCAAGAGAAGCCAAGAUGAACCCGCAGGAAGUACAGCAGAGCACCAUUGACACUGAGAAGGGUCAAGGAAACCACCAGGGUGGUGAAAUUGUGCCCUCGCCAGCAGCGAACCAGAGGGCUGUCAACCGUUCAAUUCGUCCUGGAGCCUAUGCUGGGGCGCCAGGAUCAAGCUUUCAUCGCAUGCUUACUUUGCGCUUCUCACUUUUGGGGCGGGGAAGGUCUGGAAUGGCUACAAUGAAGUUCUUCAAGAGCAAAAACGAUGGACUUGACGGUACCGGUACAUCAAGCUCAGGUUUAGAUGGAUCUGGGUUGUCAGUUGCUGUCCCAGUGGCUGAGCCUUCUAUCCAAAAUCUACCAACAGCAGAGCGCUUAGGAACCGUCAGUCAGCGUGAUCGAGAUGCCCAGGAAACAGAAUUUAGGAGGCAGAACGAAAAUCUCAAAGCUACGCUGAAAUUGGUGGUACCAGGGUUGCUAAUGAUCCUCAUGGUGGUUCUCUUGAUUGUAUUCCUUGCCCCAGACACAGAUCAGAUCACAGUACAGCAAGGAACUCCCUAGCUAGCAACAGCACCACGAUGAACCCAGCAGCAUACUGUAGCCCCAGCCUACUGUACAUCUGAACUGGCUUUCUUGCAAGAAUCUUCAAUCUCCUUUCGCUGGCGAAUGUAUUCCGUAUUCCAGAACCUCUUUCAACCGGGGGCGUGGGAUCUUUGUGCUUCAAAGUUGGAUGCGCACAAGCACUCGGUUUUCGGUCUUCUCUUGUAAACUUUCAGCAAUCGCGCAUAGGUACCGUAGUUUUGAGAUAUCCGUAGUACAUUUGUCCACCGGUACACAAAAGAUUUAUUUAUGAUUCAUUUCACCCCAUUUAGUCACCUCAAUGGAAAGUCUUGCA